Glycine soja is the source of this 3564-nucleotide messenger RNA. Its product is annotated as protein FAR1-RELATED SEQUENCE 6-like. The transcript is spliced from 3 exons. The coding region runs from base 225 to 2291 and encodes 688 amino acids. NCBI's taxonomy places the organism in Eukaryota, Viridiplantae, Streptophyta, Magnoliopsida, Fabales, Fabaceae. Gene Ontology annotation, biological process: regulation of DNA-templated transcription. The record is from RefSeq and is a predicted model, not a curated record. Gene Ontology annotation, molecular function: zinc ion binding.
UAGGAAAACUCUCAGGAAAAAAAGAAGAAAAAAACUGGGGAGAUAUUCUGAUCAGAAAAAUUGGGGUUUGAACUUUGAAGCAUUAAGGAACUACGAAGGCAUCAAUUUCUCUUUCUUCUUGGGAAGAAUUUUCUUCUGCGCACCGAAAUUGCAUCUUCUACAGUGGUCCAUCUGUUCUUCUUCUUUCUGCUUCUGGGUUGGUUUGUCUUUGUAUCCUUGAUGGAAUGGAAGGAGAAAGUGUUUCAAGUUCAAGUAAGUCACAAAAUGAUGUCAUAGAGAAAAUGUCUCUCAAUGAGGGCAUGGAGGAUGGGAAUGGGGAAGCGCCAGAGCACGGUCUCCAAAAGUUGGUACAAUUUAAUGAGGAAGUUGAAGAACCUAAAGUUGGGAUGACUUUCCCUUCUGAGCAGGAGAUUUUCAAUUAUUACACUAAUUUUGCUCAGCAUAAGGGUUUUGAAGUGUAUAGAAGAACUUCGAAAAUGGAAGAAGAUGGGAAGAAAUAUUUUACACUUGCUUGCGUUUGUUCUAGGAGGUCAGAAAACAAGCGAAGCCAUCUUCUGAAUCCAUAUCUUGUUACAAAAACCCAGUGUAAGGCAAGAAUUAAUGCGUGUUUAUGUCUGGAUGGAAAGAUCAGAGUUUUAAGUGUUGCGCUUGAUCAUAAUCAUGAGCUGUGUCCAGGCAAAGCACGGCUUAUUAAAUAUACUAAAAAAUCUAAGCCUCAAAGAAAAAGGAAACAUGAUCUUAGCAAUCUGGCUGGGAUCAAUGGGGAUGGAAGUAUUCAAUCUCCAGGUGUGGAAGCUGGAGAACAUGGAAGCCUAGGAUUUUUUGAUAAAAAUCGUAGGAUCUUCAUUCAGAAAGCUAGUAGCCUAAGAUUUGAGAGUGGAGAUGCUGAAGCAAUUCAAAGCUAUUUUGUUCGAAUGCAAAAGAUAAAUAGUAGCUUCUAUUAUGUGAUGGACUUGGAUGAUGACUGCCGACUAAGAAAUGUUUUUUGGGCAGAUGCAAGAAGUAAGGCUGCAAAUGAGUAUUUUGGAGAUGUUGUAACUUUUGACACCACAUAUUUAACAAACAAGUACAACAUUCCUCUUGCUCUUUUUCUAGGAGUGAAUCACCAUGGACAAUCAGUAUUACUUGGUAUUGCUUUGUUGUCAAAUGAAGAUGCUGAAACUUUUACAUGGUUAUUUCAGACAUGGCUGGCAUGCAUGUCUACUGGACAUGCGCCAAUUGCCAUCAUCACAAGGGAAGAUAGAGCAAUAAAAACUGCAAUUGAGAUUGUAUUCCCAAAAGCUCGUCAGCGGUGGUGUUUGUCGCACAUAAUGAAAAGGGUAUCUGAAAAGUUGAGAGGAUAUCCUCGGUAUGAGUCAAUCAAAACAGAUUUUGAUGGUGCUGUAUAUGAUUCUUUUAGUAAAGAUGAUUUCAAUGAGAGUUGGAAAAAAUUAAUUUAUAGUCAUAACCUUCAUGACAAUGAAUGGUUGAAUAGCCUGUAUAAUGAGCGCCACCGAUGGGUUCCUGUGUAUGUCAAAGACACAUUUUGGGCUGGAAUGUCUACAAUAGAUAGAAAUGAAAGUGUGCAUGCAUUUUUUGAUGGAUAUGUUUGCUCAAAAACAAGUUUAAAGCAGUUUUUUAAGCAGUUUGACAAUGCUAUGAAAGAUAAAGUUGAAAAAGAGUGCUUAGCAGAUUUUAAUUCCUUUAAUAAUUUAAUUCCUUGUAGAAGCCAUUUUGGUAUUGAGUACCAAUUUCAAAAAGUUUAUACCAAUGGGAAAUUCAAAGAGUUUCAAGAAGAGGUAGCCUGUAUCAUGUAUUGCAAUGCUGCCUUUGAGAAGAAAGAAGGCUUGGUUUCAGCAUAUUCUGUUGUGGAGAGUAAAAAGAUUCAAGAAGCAAUCAAAUAUGUAACUUUCAAUGUACAAUUUAAUGAAGAAGAUUUUGAAGUGCAAUGUGAAUGUCAUUUGUUUGAGUUUAAAGGUAUUUUAUGCAGACAUAUCCUCUCUUUGCUCAAGCUCAUAAGGAAAACAGAGUCAGUGCCAUCUAAGUAUGUUUUCUCGCAUUGGAGGAAAGAUUUGAAGCGGAAACACACGUUAGUCAGAAGUAGUUAUGGUGAUUUAAUUGCUAAUCCUGAAGCAGAACGACUUGAUAAGAUGUGCAAUGCUUUUCAGGAAGUUGCUUGUAUGGGGGUAAAUACUGAUGUUGAUUUCAAGAAAGUGAUGAAAUGGAUUGAUGACUUAAAAGUUGAAUUAAGUUGUAAAAAGACUUCUACUGGAAUAACUGAAACACUCCCUAUUGCAUCAAACAUGUCAUGAUUUCUGAUGAUAUGACACUGCUGCAAUUUUUAAAGAAAGAAGAGCUUGAUCCUACAGUUGGUACUCGUGAUCAAAGAAAGACGAAGAGGACCAUUCUUCUGCUGGUGCUAGGGGGAAAGAACCAACCAACGUCAGUGGAGAAAUAUUUUGCUUUUACAAUUUUUUUCUCAUUCAGGUGCUAUUUAUUCAAUGAUAUGUUUUGAAUAUGUUUGAUGUUGGAUGUGUAUAACUGAAUGUUAAAUGCUAGUGCCAAUUGCCAAAUGUUAAGGACAAAAUCUUAUGACCUAUUUCACUUAUUCUAGUUCCAUAUAUAUUGCUGCAUUAUUUCAUAAAAGUAGCAGAGACAAUCAUGCAGUCAAUCUGUAAUUGGAGAUGCGUGUCUAAGUUUGUCCUGUUUGGCUCCAAGCCUCAACUUUGACAAAUUUAUGAAAGAUUUUUUUAUUGGGUUUAUAAUUCUCUACAAAAUGAAUUCUUGAAUUUUCUACCAGUUAUGUGUGGUAUGCAUGUCUCUUGCUGGCCAUUUUUUGUAACCAAGAAGUGAUACGCCUGUAACAGAUAUCCUGCAGGUAUGGCUAAAUAUGAGGUGGAGCAGGAAAGAUGUCAAUAAACUAUUUUUGAAGCUAGCAUUGGCCUCUCAACAAUUUGGUAACUGAGGAUCAGAGAAAUAUGAGUAUGAUGCUUGUGGAUGAAAUGGAGUAGAUUGAAUACAGGUUUUUGGUUUGGAGGCACUCUGAAAAUAUCACCAACUCUGCAUGAAGAUUAUGAAGCUGGCAAGUGUUGCAACUAUCAGAACUGUAGAGGAACAGCUUGCAGUUUUCAAUGGCGAGAGUAAUCAUUGCGGUACAUCAAUCCUUGUGCUAGUCUAAAUUGAGGCUGCUGUAGGAUGGCUGGCUUUCAGUCAAGGGGAAAUUCUGGCAGCAGAAACUCUUUUUCAACAAGUAAAUUGUGCCUUCACACCUGAAGUGGAAGCAUUUCGGGAAGCUACUAAAUGGUCAAAACAAGAGUUCUAUAGUGUGGUUUGCACUGGGUAUAAUCUAGUCUUGACCUCUUUGCCCCAAUGAGACUUGCUCUGAUAGUGAUAGGAUAGGACAAUUAGGUCUCUUCCUAGAUGCAUCUUUGUAGAAGAAUAUUGGUAUCUUUUUAUCAGAGUUCAGUUUGCUGGAGAUUGAUACUGUACAUUCGUUCACUUUGUGUAAUAUUUUGUAGUCAUUAGCAGAUUCUAAUAUUUCACCUAACCCAUCAUAUGAAUAUAUUUAAUUUGUUAUAUCUAACA